Molecule: messenger RNA, 429 nt
Organism: Caenorhabditis bovis
Lineage: Eukaryota; Metazoa; Nematoda; Chromadorea; Rhabditida; Rhabditidae
Source: the annotation of a GenBank genome assembly
AUGGACGAUUUGGCUGAUUGUCGCGAGGUGUUCGCUUAUUUUGAUAAUAAAGGCGAUGAGCGGAUCUCGGUUCAACAAGUUGGAGAUGUCCUUCGCGCUUUGGGACAAAAUCCGACGGAAGCCGAAAUCGGAAGAUGUGUGGCUUCGUAUGAAAGAGACUCGCGUCUUUCGUUCGAGGAUUUCGUCCCAAUCUUUCAAUCAGUCAGCAAGAAUCGUGAGAAACAUACUGUUGAGGAGUUCGUUGAAGGAUUGUCGCACUUCGACAAAGAAGGCAACGGAAUGAUCAACGUAGCUGAAUUGAGACAUCUCCUAACGACUCUGGGUGAACGUCUCUCUGACGAAGACGUCGAUCAACUUUUGGCGGGACACAACGAUUCUCAUGGCAACGUCAACAUCGCUGACUUUGUGCGAGCCGUCAUGAACUCAUAA